Stegastes partitus (bicolor damselfish) is the source of this 906-nucleotide messenger RNA. RefSeq names its product protein FAM207A-like. Lineage: Eukaryota; Metazoa; Chordata; Actinopteri; Pomacentridae. The transcript is spliced from 4 exons. The record is from RefSeq and is a predicted model, not a curated record. Bases 445 to 906 code for a protein of 153 amino acids.
UUUUAAGCUUGUGUGUUCCGCAAUGGCGUUUUAAUAAACACGAAGUUCGAAAGUAAAAAUUAAUUUAACACAUAAACAUGGUAAUAAAUGCUUACAGUAUAGUUUUCCCUUAAAUGUAUUUAUUUUUUUCUCUGAAGUACGUGCUCUGUGCAGUUAGCAAACUAAGCUAAUGUGUAUGUUGCGCAGAUAGAAAGUUAAACAAAAAGAGGCCUAAGCCAACUUAUAGGGGCAACUUUUCGCUUUUGAAAUUAUGCAUUUAAUUCAUACUGCAGCAAAACAUUGGUGAAGAUUGUACAAAGACAAAAUAUAGCAUUUUAGUUUGAAGGCAACACACUUUUAUUUGCGGCGCUAGCACAGCGAACUCGACACACACGGUACGCUGUCGACACUGGGAGCACAAACAGCGGAUUAAGUUGAAUUGAAAGUUGUCUCGGUGAUAUUAAUAUGGUUGGAAAGAUAAAACACGUCCGUCAGAAGCUUCACCAGGAGGCAGUGAAGCUCGACAGGCCGGGUAGCCUUUCACAGAGCCCCGGCUCCGAGUUACCUUCCAGUUCAGACAAGCCUCCGGUCCACAGAAUAAGUCCUGCACAUGUGGAAAACAACACGAGCGAUGCCUCCAAACACGGUAAACAGAUCCUGGCAAAGAGCUCCUUCCCCUCAGGGAUCUUCUCUGGCACUAAAAUCUCUCCAGAGGCUCUGGUACAAACACUGAAGUUUGAGGAACCUCCAGAUGUGCCUGCCCCUGCCAAGAAAGGCCCGGACGAGAAGAAAAUCAAGUCGAAGAAAGAGAAGAUGAAGGAGAGGAGGGAGAGAUGGCUCAGCAGCCCGGACGAGAAGAAAAUCAAGUCGAAGAAAGAGAAGAUGAAGGAGAGGAGGGAGAGAUGGCUCAGCAGUGAGUUUGUAUGA